ACAAUGCUAAGAUACCUGUUACUGAUCGCUAUAUCGUCAGUGGCAUCAGAACCGUGUGCCUACGUGUACGACGGCCAAAACUACGAGAGGACCGCCAUUUUGACCAUAAAGGGCCUGCCCACCAACCUCGCCAUCAACCCAAAUAAUAAAGACAUAUUCUUCACUCUAAUUGACCUAGAUUCUCUCCACAAUGAUGAUGAGCAGACCAAAAUGGACCAGUACUUCCUAAGAAACGGAAUGCCCAUGAAAAUCGACAAUGUCCAUGGUCAAGCGGCAGCGGUCGACGCCAAAAACAACAAAGUUUAUAUAGCUAGCGAUGAUGGCUUGAAUGUACUGAACAAAACGGAUAAAGCACACUUCUUGAGUCUCAAAGACGAAGAUAUUGUCAUGCUGUACAAACCAGAGCACAAUGAUGAGCUAUACGCAGUCAUUUACCCUGACAAUGAGGUGUACAGUAUCAAUUUGAAGAAAAACGAGAAAAAAAAGAUUGACAAUAUACCCUGUGCCUUCAUUUUAGCUGUAGAUUCUGAUGAUAAUAUUUAUUACGAAUGUAAUGCUAAGUAUGUUAAGGUUCUGUUGAAAGAUUUUCAGGAGCCUAUUGAAUUCGCUGGUAUAGGAAGAAAUACAGCUAGAGCGAUGACGGUAGAUGGUAAUAACAGGGUAGUUUUGGCAGCAAAUGAUGGGCUAUACCAAUUGAGACCCGACUCGAUGAUUCCAAGGAAGCUGAUGAAUCUGGACUUUAUUCCAUCAGGAAUAACGUUUGAUGGGGACGACAUGUAUUUAGCAAGCAACGGGGUAAUCUAUAAGUACAGUGCGGAUGAGUGCGAAUAGGCGAAUAAAGACUGAUUUUAGAAACUAAU
Messenger RNA from Ostrinia furnacalis (Asian corn borer), 860 nucleotides. RefSeq lists its product as uncharacterized. Gene Ontology annotation, molecular function: protein binding. The record is from RefSeq and is a predicted model, not a curated record. The transcript has a single exon. Bases 4 to 831 code for a protein of 275 amino acids. Lineage: Eukaryota; Metazoa; Arthropoda; Insecta; Lepidoptera; Crambidae.